UGCUGGCCCAUAUUUUGCCCUAAAUCCUAACCCUCUUAAGUAAAUGUUGACAUAGGAAAAUCGGCUACUCCCCUUUAGGUUUUCUCUCUCAAUCGGCCGAAUCAAUCAGUUUUCUCAUCUUCCUUAGCAGAGCAGAUCCCUGCUCUGUAACACAUUCCUCUGACAAUCAAUGAUGGGUGAUAUGGCACUGGAAGAUAUUACUUCCAGAGCUACUGCACUUGGGAUUGAUCUUUCUCAAGUUGAUUGGUCCUCCAUACGCCUUCCUCCAAAUGAAGAUUUUGGCAUCAUUAGUGAUGAUGAUGAUAUCAAGAAUCAGGAUGCUUUGGAGUUUGAUGAUGAGCUUAAUAACAUAAUUGUUGUUGACAACCUUCCUAUUGUUCCAAAGGAGAAAUUUGAUAAGCUUGAAGGUGUUAUUCGUAAAAUCUAUGGUCAGAUUGGUGUGAUAAAGGAGAAUGGGCUUUGGAUGCCUAUUGAUCCUAAUACCCAGAAAACACUUGGAUACUGCUUCAUUGAAUAUAACCUUCCUCAGGAAGCUGAAGUUGCUAGGGAGAAGACAAAUAACUACAAGUUGGACAGGUCACACAUAUUUGCUGUCAAUAUGUUUGAUGACAUUGAGAAGUUCAUGAAGGUUCCAGAUGAAUGGGCCCCUCCUGAAAGCAAGCCAUAUGAACCUGGGGAAAAUCUGCAACAGUGGCUUGCUGAUGAAAAGGCGAGAGAUCAAUUUGUUAUUCGUGCUGGCAAUGAUACUGAAGUUCUCUGGAAUGAUGCUAGACAUAUGAAGCCUGAUCCUGUUUACAAACGCUCAUUUUGGACUGAAAGUUUUGUUCAGUGGUCUUCACUUGGAACAUACCUAGCAACUGUCCAUAGGCAAGGUGCUGCUGUUUGGGGUGGUGCAAGUUCCUUUAAUCGAUUAAUGCGUUAUGCUCACCCACAAGUUAAACUGAUUGACUUCUCCCCUGGUGAACGCUUUUUGGUCACUUACAGCAGCCAUGAACCUAGCAAUCCCCGUGACACACAUAGGGUAGCUUUGAAUAUUUUUGAUGUGAGAACUGGAAAAGUUAUGAGAGAUUUCAAAGGAUCUGCUGAUGAAUUUGCAAUUGGUGGGACAGGUGUUACUGGAGUUGUAUGGCCUAUUUUCAGAUGGGCCGGCGGAAAAGAUGACAAGUAUUUUGCUAGGAUUGGUAAAAAUAUUAUAUCGGUUUAUGAGACAGAAACUUUUUCACUUGUUGACAAGAAGUCAAUAAAGGUUGAAAAUGUUGUGGACUUCAGUUGGUCACCAACAGAUUCCAUUCUUGCACUCUAUGUUCCAGAACUUGGUGGCGGAAACCAACCUGCAAGAGUGAGCCUGAUCCAGCUUCCUGGCAAAGAAGAGUUGAGGCAAAAAAACCUCUUUAGUGUUAGUGAUUGCAAAAUGUAUUGGCAAAACAAUGGGGAGUAUCUUGCUGUUAAGGUUGAUCGUUAUACAAAAACAAAGAAGAGCACAUACACUGGCUUUGAGUUGUUUAGGAUCAAAGAACGGGACAUACCCAUUGAGGUUUUGGAACUUGAGAAUAAGAAUGAUAAGAUUAUUGCAUUUGCCUGGGAACCAAAGGGCCAUCGAUUUGCAGUUAUCCAUGGUGAUGGCCCUAGGCCUGAUGUAAGCUUCUAUUCAAUGCGAACUGCCCAUAACACAGGACGGGUGUCAAAACUGACAACUUUGAAAGCAAAGCAAGCGAAUGCUUUGUUUUGGUCACCAGCUGGUCGCUUUAUCAUACUUGCUGGUCUUAAGGGUUUCAAUGGUCAACUGGAGUUCUUCAAUGUUGAUGAUCUUGAAACCAUGGCAACUGCUGAGCAUUUCAUGGCAACUGAUAUUGAAUGGGACCCUACUGGAAGGUAUGUAGCAACAUCAGUGACAUCUGUUCAUGAGAUGGAGAAUGGGUUCAACAUCUGGUCUUUCAAUGGAAAGCUUCUAUAUAGGAUACUUAAAGAUCAUUUCUUCCAAUUCCUGUGGCGGCCAAGGCCUCCUUCUUUCUUAUCUGCUGAGAAAGAAGAAGAGAUUGCUAAAAACCUGAAAAAGUACACCAAGAAAUAUGAAGCCGAAGACCAGGAUGUGUCUAUGCUGUUGAGCGAGCAAGAUAGAGAGAAGAGGAAGACAUUGAAGGAUGAAUGGGAUAGAUGGGUUAAUGAGUGGAAACGAUACCACGAAGAGGAGAAGUUGGAGAGGCAGAAGCUGAGGGAUGGUGAAGUUAGUGAUGAAGAAGAGGAGUACGAGGCAAAGGUGGUUGAAGUCGAAGAACUGUUGAAUGUUACUGAAGAGAUAGUACCUGAACAAGACUAAACUUUUUUGAUAAAUAUUCAUAUCAAAUUUGAAGCUCCAUCUUUCGUCAUUCCCUGAACAAGACUAAAGUUGGAGAAAAUAGAGGAUCUGUUUCUUGGCGAGAAAGAAGAGUUGUGGGUCCAAGUUUUCUUUCUUUGCUUAAAUUGCUUCUGCCCUUUCCCCGCCUUUCAUUUCUGAUUGAAUUUGAUUCUUCUAUUUGUCUGUCAAGUAGAAGUUGUUCUUAGAUUUAUGUUUAUGAUCGAUAUAUACUCGAUGUUUGUAACUUUUGGGAGAUUAUCUAUGAUUUUGGAUCAAAUAAUUCUGUUUGUUUUA
This is a messenger RNA of Impatiens glandulifera, 2629 nucleotides long. Its product is annotated as eukaryotic translation initiation factor 3 subunit B-like. Gene Ontology annotation, cellular component: eukaryotic translation initiation factor 3 complex. The coding region runs from base 170 to 2317 and encodes 715 amino acids. Gene Ontology annotation, biological process: translational initiation. The record is from RefSeq and is a predicted model, not a curated record. The transcript is spliced from 12 exons. NCBI's taxonomy places the organism in Eukaryota, Viridiplantae, Streptophyta, Magnoliopsida, Ericales, Balsaminaceae. Gene Ontology annotation, molecular function: translation initiation factor activity; translation initiation factor binding; RNA binding.